This is a messenger RNA of Mesocricetus auratus (golden hamster), 2001 nucleotides long. It is a transcript of the gene Hdgfl1, whose product is annotated as HDGF like 1. NCBI's taxonomy places the organism in Eukaryota, Metazoa, Chordata, Mammalia, Rodentia, Cricetidae. Gene Ontology annotation, molecular function: transcription coregulator activity; double-stranded DNA binding. Gene Ontology annotation, biological process: regulation of transcription by RNA polymerase II. The record is from RefSeq and is a predicted model, not a curated record. The coding region runs from base 41 to 901 and encodes 286 amino acids. The transcript has a single exon. Gene Ontology annotation, cellular component: nucleus.
GAAACAUUCUGAAGAAGGAAGCGCUGCCAGCGUCCUCGAGAUGGCAGCGCUGCUCACGCGCACUGGGGCCAGAGGCCUGCGCAGCCGCGGUGGUCCGCUUCCGGUCGCCAACUUGGGACCCAGAGCACACGCCAUGUCUUACUUCAGCCACCCUAAGUACAAGACCGGGGAUCUGGUGUUUGCCAAGUUGAAGGGCUAUGCCCACUGGCCGGCGAGGAUCGAGCAGGUCGCCGAGCCCAACCGCUACCAGGUGUUCUUCUUCGGGACCCACGAGACGGCCUUGCUAGGCCCCAAGCACCUGUUCCCUUACGAGGAGUCUAAGGAGAGGUUCGGCAAGCCCAACAAGAGGCGCGGCUUCAGCGAGGGGCUGUGGGAGAUUGAGCAUGACCCAAUGGUCGAGGCCUCCGCUUCCCUGUGCCCAGGGGAGGAGCAUGGCUGCGACCAGGGGCCCAGGCAGGGGGAGGAGCCGGGGCUGGAGGCGGAGCCUGAGCCCGAGUCCCUCCCUGAGCUGGAGCCAGAGCCGGGGCCCGAGAUCGAGUCUGAGCAGGAGCCAGAGCCACAGCCUGCCUAUGGCCUGCUGGACGCCGUGGAGGAAGAGCCGGGCCUCAGCCAGGAGGCCGAGCCGGUGCGAGAGCAGCACGCUGAGGCGGAGGAAGAGGCCGACGAGCUGGGGCGUCUGAAGAGGAGCGCGGAGGAGCAGCCACAUGAAGUCCCCAAACGGCCCAGGGAGGCGGAGCCCGGCCCUCUGGAAGUGGAGCCUACUGGAGAGCGCGAGGCUGAGGCCUGUCCUAUCAAUGAAGAGCCUGACCAACCCCAGGAGCAGCGGCCUCCCCUCCAGGAGGAAGAGGCCACAGAGAAGGAGGUGCAGGCCCUAGUUGGUGGAGAAAUCGAAGGCCUGUAGUCAUGGUGUCCUUAGAAGAGCCCGCUACCCCAUCCUGGUGCCACCUGGCUGUGGCUGGCAAAACCACUAGGACCCAGUCCUCACCCCCAGUCCAUCUCUCCUUCGAUUUACUCACCUUUUCCAAGCCCGAAUUCCUGGAAUGGGUCAGGCCACCUGACAUCAACUUCAUGGCUUCAGUCGCGGCCCCCUUCCCUCCCUGAAUUCUUAAGGGCAUUUUGGAUCUCUGCCUGGGUACCAGGAGUGAAGGAGGGGGAAGACAAAGAGCAGAGACUACUUUCAAAGGUCUGGGAGGGGGCGAUCUGUAAACUGGUGUGUUGGUCCUGUGGGGGCAUGACCAUAGUCCCCUUGAGUUCCUGUCUCCUCCUCCCAUCGCUCUGUUCCCAUUUUUAUAGAUUUUAUAGUGAGACUGGGGGGAGGGGGCCCAGUAAAGAUUUCUGUUGUCCCAGGCAGUUUGGAGGUUGCCUUUCUUUGUUUUGUUUUUCAUUAAAACAUUUGGGGCUCCCAAAUUGUAAGAUCUGAAUACUUUGCCUGCCAUUUUGGUUAGAAGUAAUGAGACAUUAUCCUCUCUACAGCUCAGGGACCACUGAUUGAUGCCCUUGGGGAGAUCUCUGCUGCCUGUUUCAAUCUUCCUUGGAACCUCAAGGCCUUCAGUCAUUAUAUCACUAGGACAUUACACGUUAGGAACCACCUUUAUUUUAAGAGGAAUUUUUUUAUUUUAUUUUAUUUAGGAAAACCUUUGGUUGUGCCUGCUCCUAGUUUUCCUGAGACCAAUCUUAUUUUAGUAUGAACCAGGAAUUCCCCUUUUGUUCGGAAUUUUAUGACCUUCCUGUUGUUGGGGCUUUUCUUUAAGUUGUUAUUUCCAUCUAUGUGUCACCACCUGGGCCCCUCAGUGUUGUUGUCACCUGCAGCAAAAUGUAAUGUACUGAGAAGUUGAGUGACCCUUUCCAAAAUCUGUCUCUAUGUACCUUUGUACCUGGACCCUUUUGGCUCUGCCCUUUUCCCUUGGGCUCUAAUGAAAAAAAUAUUAUCUAUGCUUUUGGAGGUGAAGGUCUGAGAACCAUAGUUCUAGGAAAUAAAACCAUUGAUGACAUUAAAACAAA